This is a messenger RNA of Microplitis mediator, 1420 nucleotides long. RefSeq lists its product as uncharacterized. NCBI's taxonomy places the organism in Eukaryota, Metazoa, Arthropoda, Insecta, Hymenoptera, Braconidae. The transcript is spliced from 3 exons. The coding region runs from base 209 to 1309 and encodes 366 amino acids. The record is from RefSeq and is a predicted model, not a curated record.
UGACCAUCAUACUCUUUUAUAGUUGUUUUGUUGUCUUGUUUCAUCCCCUUGGGAUAUACACUCACUUGGUACAUUAAAGUGUCCUGGCUAGUUUACUUGUGUUGCGAGAAAACUAAGUGUACAUUCGGCUGCAAGGCACAACCAGAUUCUUUUAUAUACCUUGAGAAAUACGGAGAGUAAAAAGAUAAACUUAAGAACCGGAUAGAGAAUGAGAUCGUUGGAAUUCAUCAUAUUUGUCAAUAAUGCAAAUUUUUGCCAUCGAAUUUAUGAUAAUAAAUCGAAACGAGAAAUUGAUAAUAAUUUUUUCGAAUCAUCUAUUUACAAAACUCGCAUAAUAACAACUGACAAUAAUGAUACUGUUGAUAAUUUGAUUAAUGAUUAUUUCGAUAGCAAUAACAAUUCUCUUUUAACUUUCAAAAAUUUAUCAUUAAUUGAUCAAUUCAAUAUUUUAGAUAAUAUUCACAAAGAUAUUAUUAUUGAUAUUUACUUUAAUUCACUAUUCAAAUUAUUAAAAUUAUCUAAACACCAAAAAUCACUAAUCCGUAAUGAAUUGUUAAUCAAUCUAAAACCAGGGGAUAUAAUAAACGUCAAUGACUUACUCGAGCAUAAUAAAUCACAUAUAAAUGUUGAUAGCCCAUUAGUUGAUAUAAAAAAUUACUCAUUAAUUCCGAUGGUUUCUUAUAUUUAUACUGAUUGUUUAGAAAAUGAAAAAAUUGACGAAUCUAAAAAUAAGAAAUUUAAUAAAUUUUUAUAUGAUCAUGUAGAUAUAUUUGAUAAAAUAGUACAGCAAAAAUAUUAUGGAGUUGAUCGUAAAUAUUUGAAUAAUAAUUACAAGUGUUUAAAAAUAACACUCUGUAAUGUAUUUAAUGUACUUGAAUUAAAAAAUCCGGUAGUUAGUGUAAAUGAAGACAAGAGUUAUCGUAAAAAUUACAUAUUUAAUAAUAAUAAUAAUGAUAUUAUACGAUACAAGAAUAGUAAUGCAACCCAUUAUAUUACUAAAGCAGAAAAAGGCAAUUGCUUGUUUCAGGCAUUUAUGUAUCCUGUUGCUAGCAAUGUAGAUGCAAAAAUGAAUCAUGAAAAUAUAGAAUCGUUGUUAAACUUUGUACGAAUGGGUAAAAUAAUAUCUGCGAGUAAUAACCGUUCAUUAGAAAACUGGAUGGAAAAUUUCAUACAUAAUCAUCCUUUGACUCUUGAUUCUUCUUUAGGACUCAUUAAUUUUAUUGAGAAUAAAAUAGAUUUAUUUUCUGUUUGGAAUAAACUUUAUAACAAUCAAGCAUUGAUUUAUCUUCGAUUACGUCCCUUGAAUUGAGAUAUUUAUAUUGACAUGUAAAGAAUGAUACAUUGUCAUUAUCAUUUUUUAUUUCAUAUUGAUAUAAUUAAAUAUGUAAUAGUUCUACUGAUAUCCAAUAAAAAUUUUUGA